GAACAGCCCAUAAACGGUAGCCCCCAUAGAACUGUGUGGUAGCUGCGCACUGCUAUUUCCGGUGAUAUGGUGAUUACUUCCUUUUUCCUGGAUCAAUAUGGCGGCGCCCAUAACGUUGCACCUGGAGUUCGGAGGAGGGGCGGAGCUUCUCUUUGACGGUGUGAAGGAUCACCAGGUGACACUGCCCAGCCAAUCACAGCCCUGGGACAUGAAGCAGCUGCUGGUGUGGAUCAGGGCAAACAUGCUGAAGGAACGGCCUGAGCUGUUUGUGCAGGGAGACACAGUGCGGCCUGGAAUUCUGGUCUUGAUCAAUGAUGCAGACUGGGAGUUGAUGGGCGAGCUGACCUAUGAGAUUCAGGACCAGGACAGUGUGGUCUUCAUCUCUACACUGCAUGGGGGAUAGAGGAGACUGAGGCCGGGCAGACCUUUGGGUACCCCUGCUGAUUCACACCCAUCAUUUUUUGGCAUCUCUGCUGUCAACUUUAAGAGCUCCUAGUUGGUCUCUCAAGAUCCACCAGUGGUACAAAACCCACCGCUUAAAACAGGAAAAAAGGAAACUGACUUAUUUGAAGAAACAAUGGAUCCUUUAUUUUUGAAUGCACAUGAACACAGGUUACAAGAAGCCAGCUCAUACUCUGACCAACUAAACAAGUCAACCCUUGAGGUUGUUGUGGAGUAGGCUGGACGUCCCUUAGUGGUGGAAAGUUCAGAAGAUUCUUCAGGAAGGCAUCAUGGGUAACCAGAGAUCCUUGAAGAUUCUCCUUUUUCAUUUGGGAGGCUUGGUUUUCAUCAUUAGAUCAUUUGCAUUAUUCUAUUUUUGUUAUGAAUGAAUUUCCCUAAAAUAUUUGUUUUAGUCGAUUAAAUAUAUUUCAAUUAAGCUGACAGAUGUUUUGCUUUUAGUGCUCAGCUCAUGCAUGCAAACUGUCCUUGAAUUCAUGCUAAUGGAUAGAAUAGCAAAAAUAUAUGUCCAAUCAUGACAUUAGGCCUAAUUAAAAUUUUGAGGGCAGACGUUUGUCUACAUCUCUACAUUGAUUCACUUUCCUGCUAUGUUGAAUUAUUGAUAGGAAACCAGUUCAUAAAGUACCAUUACAUGGAACAACCUUUUUCACAUGUGUCAAGUUAAAAAGAGGCUGGUUCUAAUUCUAUUUAUUUUAUACUAAGGCAUGACCUGUUCAAGUGUUUUUUUUGUGUGCUGUUAUCUGUUUCCUAUGUGCCUUGUACUGUUAGUUUGCUUUGAGUGUAGCCAGCUUUAAAGACUGUUUCCUUCUUAUAAUGGUCCCGCUAGAAUAUUUAAACAACCUACAAGAACACGACAGGAGGUCGCAGUUCCGCCUCAGGCGCUGCCCUCAGUCAAGCGCGCAACGACGGUAGCGACCUUUUUCCUGGUGUGCUCGAUUUUGCGUCAGGAAACGAUUUGAUAAUAGUCAUAAUGUGAAUGCAAAUCAGAGUGUAAGGGGUGGAAAUAUGGUGCCUGUAAUUGAACUGCAAGUUGAGUGUCGUGUAUGGGGAGAAGGGGAUGCAUUCGAAAGACUGAAAAGAGCACAUAUUUCCCCAGUGGCUUGACCUGUCGGGAGGGCAAGAGUCAAUAUUGUCGGAAAAUGUGUAGGCAAAUGGACGAAAAUCCAAAUUCCCAGUUUUUGGACUCGCCUAGUAGAACUGUAGUCUAUAGGCCUACAUUGCUGUCGCCUGACCAUGGUUAUAUUUGCCACGUAUUUCAUGAAUAGUAACAUGAUACAGGGGCACGUAUGCACUGAAUAUGUUCGUUCUAUGUUUUGCUUAGGUGAACACAGCUGUUAUAGUGCGAUUCGAUUUGCCAUAAACAAAGCUUGACCAAGAUGA
Anguilla anguilla (European eel) is the source of this 1839-nucleotide messenger RNA. It is a transcript of the gene urm1, whose product is annotated as ubiquitin related modifier 1. The record is from RefSeq and is a predicted model, not a curated record. Gene Ontology annotation, cellular component: nucleus; cytoplasm. The transcript is spliced from 5 exons. Gene Ontology annotation, biological process: tRNA thio-modification; protein urmylation. Gene Ontology annotation, molecular function: protein tag activity. NCBI's taxonomy places the organism in Eukaryota, Metazoa, Chordata, Actinopteri, Anguilliformes, Anguillidae. Bases 98 to 403 code for a protein of 101 amino acids.